Messenger RNA from Mesorhabditis spiculigera, 668 nucleotides. NCBI's taxonomy places the organism in Eukaryota, Metazoa, Nematoda, Chromadorea, Rhabditida, Rhabditidae. The record is from the annotation of a GenBank genome assembly.
AUGAUUCUCGAAUCGACACUCGGCCCCGCAAGAAAUCUUCAGCCACCACUCGACCCAUCCGCCGCGACUACCAUUGAAAAGUACGACGACGUCUGGGAUAUCCUGCACCCGCAGGAGAAGCAGCACCAAGAAAAGCCGCAGUUGGAGCAACAGAAGCAGCAGAAGCAGCCGCAGCAGCAGCACGCCCUCAAGGAUGGCGCCGAGAUCAUGUUCCCGCCGGGCAUGGGCGCAGGCAACCAAGAGCCGACGAAGGACGAGUUGACAAAGAUCUUCGGGGGGCUGUACUGCGCUGAAUGGUACAAUUGCCUCUUCGUGACGAAGGACGGAUGCGCCGCCGUCGUCGGGCAACUCCAUCCGGACAAGCUCUUCCUCGCCUACGGUACCUGCCUCAAGAACAAUGGCCCCGAUGACCUGAAGGCCGCCUGCCCCGCCCUUGCCAACGAGGCGACGAAGGACUGCGGCAAAAAGGCCGACAAGAUCAAAAUGGCCGGCCUGAAGGAGAAGCUCGGCAAGCUGUGCACCUACUACGACAACAAGUCGAUGUUCAUGAUCAUCGGCGGUGUCCUGCUGGCCGUCGGGCUGCUGCCGAUCGUGGGCGGCGUCGUGUUCUGCAUGAAGGGCGGCGGCAAGAAGAAGGAGAAGAGCGUCUCCAACUCGGAUCCGGAGUG